Messenger RNA from Trypanosoma cruzi, 666 nucleotides. RefSeq names its product ras-related GTP-binding protein, putative. Gene Ontology annotation, molecular function: GTP binding; GTPase activity. Bases 1 to 666 code for a protein of 221 amino acids. The transcript has a single exon. NCBI's taxonomy places the organism in Eukaryota, Euglenozoa, Kinetoplastea, Trypanosomatida, Trypanosomatidae. The record is from RefSeq and is a predicted model, not a curated record.
AUGUCCUCUAGAGCUUGUGCGUCCUCUAUUAAGAUUGUGCUAUGCGGCCCCAGCAACGCCGGCAAGACGUCGAUAACAAAACGUUUCAUUACCGACACGUUUGACGAGUACCAGGACACAACAGUUGGUUCAGCAUUCUUUUCCAAGCAGCUUUAUUCAAAGGCACACAACACGAAUGUACGUGUGGAGGUGUGGGAUACUGCUGGGCAGGAAAAAUACCGCGCAAUGGCCCCGAUGUACUUUCGUCAUGCUGCUGGAGCUCUGCUUGUAUUUGACGAGACGGUAUUGAAGUCCUUUGAAGAGCUUGAGGCCGUUUGGCUGCCCGAGUUGCUGCCCCACAUGAAUGACAGUACCGAGUUUAUUGUCGUUUGCGGAAACAAGUGCGAUGCCGUUUUGACCGAGGAACAACGUGAAAGUUUGCAAAAAGCACAAGAGGCUUGUCGUGCAAGGGGCAUAACGUUCUUACAUACCUCUGCGAAGAAGGGACACAAUGUCCACGAGUCAUUUGGGGGUUUGGUAGAUAGAAUUCUAACGAGACGUGAAAAAGAGGCAGCAGCUGCACUGGCUGCUGGAGCAAACGGUGGAGAUGGACGUGCCAAGAGCACCCUGGCCACGAGAAUAGGAAGUGGGGAUAACGGAGGUAUUAAGAGGAGCAACUGUUGUUAA